This is a messenger RNA of Fusarium coffeatum, 1626 nucleotides long. RefSeq lists its product as uncharacterized. NCBI's taxonomy places the organism in Eukaryota, Fungi, Ascomycota, Sordariomycetes, Hypocreales, Nectriaceae. The record is from RefSeq and is a predicted model, not a curated record. Bases 1 to 1626 code for a protein of 541 amino acids. The transcript is spliced from 2 exons.
AUGGGUAGCCAAGUCUCAGACUCUCUUACCAUCCACCUUCCCCAGGGUAAGCUCGUCGGCGUCCAGCUGAACGACACCCUGCCCCAGCCAGUAGAUGCAUGGCUCGGCGUCCCCUAUGCUCUCCCACCAACAGGCGACCGACGUUUCCGCGCCCCUGCCAAAGUCCCAUCCUCACCUGACACCAUUAUUGACGCCUCCAAGUAUGGCCCUGCAGGACCCGGCAAGGCGCUCCUCCCAGGACCCAAGCUCGAUCAGAGCGAGGAUUGUCUAACAGCGAACAUCUUUCGAAAGGCAGACGGUAAACAUGAGAAGUUACCCGUUGCACUCUAUAUCCAUGGUGGUGCCUUCAACAGAGGUUCGGCGAUGAUGCACAAGACAGCAUCUAUGGUGGCGAAUGCUCCGGAUGCGUUUAUUGCCGUAAGCUUCAAUUAUCGUAUCGGAGCGCUGGGAUUCUUGCCUUCAGGCCUGAGUGCGAAAGAGGGUGCUCUGAAUCUGGGGUUGAAGGAUCAGAUCCUUAUGAUGGAGUGGGUGAGAGAUAAUAUUGAGGCUUUUGGUGGUGACCCUAACAAUGUCACACUGUUUGGUCUUUCAGCUGGUGCUCAUUCGAUUGGCCACCAUAUCAUGCACUACAAGGAGGGUGUUGCACCUCUUUUCCACAAAGCCAUCAUUGAGUCAGGAGCUCCCACAUCACGAGCUGUGAGACCCUACGAUGCGCCCAUUCACGAAGCCCAGUUCAAGGACUUUCUUCGUGAAGCUGGCGUCCCAGAGGACCUCCCAGAAAAUGAGAUCUUUUCUUUCCUUCGCAAGCAACCCGAGAAGGUCAUCACCGAUGCUCAGACCGUCACCUUUGACAAAUACAAUCCUUCUCUCCGCUGGGCCUUUCAACCUGUUAUCGACGGUGAGAUUAUCGCUCGUCCACCUCUUGAGACAUGGAAGCAGGGCAAGUGGCACAAGGUUCCUAUCAUGACCGGUUUCACCACCAAUGAGGGUUCACUCUAUGUUGACAAGACCAUGUCUAAGUCGUCUCAAUUCAGACACUUCUGGGCGGAGCUACUACCCUUGCUUACCUCGGAAGACCUCGAUACCAUUGAAGAGCUAUACAGAGAUCCUGCGAAGUUCGAAGACUCGGAGUAUAAAGAGACAAGGAAAGACAUGGGUUCUCAGUACAAACGCAUAGAAGCUUCAUAUGCUCACUACGCCUACGUCGCUCCUGCACGUCAAACAGCCGAAUUGGCAUCCCCAUCCGUCCCCGUAUAUCUGUAUCACUGGGCCGCUGUCAGUACCGUCAACAACGGUGCUCAGCAUGCCGAUAACAUGCGCUAUGAAGUUUGCGAUCCCAAGGUUGUGGAAGUGUCGCAAACUCAAAACGAUCUGGCCAAGACGUUGAACCAUUACGUUACCAGCUUCAUCACGAAGGGUGAUCCUAACGCUAUUGCGGGCGAGUAUCCGGAUAGACCGAAGUGGGGCGUAUAUGAUAAGAAGGAUCCCAAGGUUUUGAGAUUCGGUGAUGGGAAUGAGGAGUUGAUUGGUGGUGAUGCGGGCAAGACUGCUGUAUUUGAUAGUGAUGAAUGGGGUAGGAAGCAGUCUGAGUUUUGGUGGAGUAAGGUUGAUAUCUCGCAGCAAUAA